This is a messenger RNA of Alexandromys fortis (reed vole), 1500 nucleotides long. RefSeq names its product olfactory receptor 4C46-like. Gene Ontology annotation, biological process: G protein-coupled receptor signaling pathway. Gene Ontology annotation, cellular component: plasma membrane. The record is from RefSeq and is a predicted model, not a curated record. Lineage: Eukaryota; Metazoa; Chordata; Mammalia; Rodentia; Cricetidae. Bases 1 to 966 code for a protein of 321 amino acids. Gene Ontology annotation, molecular function: G protein-coupled receptor activity; olfactory receptor activity. The transcript has 2 exons.
AUGUGCAGAUGCAUUAUUUUUUCUGGAAAUGUGAUUAACUAUCCAAAGAAGUCAAGGAGAAAGAGGAAUGUGACCGUGUUUGUUCUUCUGGGGCUCACACGGAACCAAAAGAUGCAGAAAAUUGUAUUUGCUGUGUUUUUGGUCAUCUACAUUGUCUCUGUGAUCGGAAAUUUGCUCAUUCUUGUCACCAUUACACACAGUCGAUUGGUAAGGUCCCCUAUGUACUUCUUCCUUGCUUAUCUCUCCUUUAUUGAUGCCUGCUAUUCUUCUGUCAAUAACCCUAAACUGAUUUUUGAUUUGCUUCUUGAAAAAAAGAUUAUUCAAUUCAAUGGAUGCAUGACCCAAGUCUUUGGAGAGCAUUUCUUUGCAGCUGCUGAAGUCAUCCUGCUUACUGCAAUGGCUUAUGAUCACUACGUGGCCAUCUGCAAGCCCCUGCACUAUGCAACCAUUAUGAACAGAGUAGUUUGUAACCUGCUAGUGGGGGUGUCAUGGAUGGGAGGGUUUCUUCAUGGAAUCAUUAUUGAUUUACCUUUCUGUGGCCCUAAUGUCAUAGAUCACUUUAUGUGUGAGCUUAACCCUCUGCUUGAACUGGUCUACACUGAUACCCACAUUCUGGGGCUCUUUAUUGCUGCCAACAGUGGGUUUAUCUGUCUAUUAACAUUUCUACUUCUUCUGGGCUCCUACACAGUUAUCCUGUACUCAUUAAGAAACCACAGUGCAGAUGGGAGAUGCAAAGCCUUCUCUACUUGUAUUUCCCACAUCACAGUGGUUGCAUUAUUCUUCUUGCCCUCCAUAUUUGUAUACAUGAGACCUGCAACUACUUUACCUAUUGAUAAGGCAGUUGCUGUGUUCUACACAAUGAUAACUCCCAUGUUAAACCCUUUAAUCUAUACUUUGAGAAAUGCUCAAAUGAAAGAUGCUAUUAGGGGAUUGUUAAAUAGAAAAAUUCAUUCAGAAGACAAAUAAAUAUAUUUCUUUUUAAAUCUGAAAAGAAUUAAAUGUACAUUUUAGAUGACUUCAUUUAGAACAUUUAUACCAUGAAGAAUAAAACAGCUGUCAUUUAUGAGGUGGGCUUGAAGGAAGUAGAAAUAAGAACCACAGAAUGGAGAAACCUAACACAAUAUAGGUUAGGGUUGUACUACUGUUAUAGCUCUUAUUUUUUAUCUCUAAUGCCUAUUCAGCACUAAUUUAUUACUCUGUCUCAGCUUAGAAAUAAAGGUGACCCACAUGGUUAUUCAGGUCAGAUUAUUCUGAUUUCUGUUUCAACUAUCAUAUUCAUUAUCUAAUCAUAUAAAAUAAACCUUUGGAAGUUGAGUAUUUGCUACUGGUAGCCUCAGACAUGUGGUGAUACACAUAUUAAGAGAAAUGGGUUAAAUUUAUAUGUAGGAGUUAGCCAAUUAAAAGCUAGAGCUAAGAGGCCAUGUAGUGAUUUAAAUAAUACAGUUUCUAUGUGAUUAUUUUGGGGCUAAGUGGCUGGGAACUAACUAGUGGCCUCCUCAC